UUAGUAGUAGUAGUAGUAGUAGUAGUAUAUAUCCCAGCUUCCUUCCAACUACCCCUAUUAUUUAUUUAUUUAUUUAUUUAUUUGUAAUGUUUUUAUCUGAGAUGCCUUAGAUCCCUUCUGGGAGAAAGGUGACAUACAAAUACAAGAUCACAGCGGUGUACAACAAGGAUAAAAACAGGUUUACAAGACUUUGACAGUGUGUAUUAUACACAGUAUACUGUCAGCAAUUGGAGCAUCAUUCCCUUUUGAAGAUAAGGAAAUCAUCACUGCCUCCAGUUCCGUGAUGCACAAGAAUUAUUGCAAGGGGAGUUCCUGGAAACACAAGUCCGUAGCGCUUACUGCCGUUGCAUUGCAAGAUCACAUUUUACAUAAUCUUCAGCUCCAGAAUCUUUCAUUAGCAGAUCCUUUUAAGUUAAGAAGUCAAAAGCAUACUUACAGACCUGUGAAAAAAGAGACAAUCAGAGCAAUAGUAGAUACUGGACUAAAGAAAACGAGCCACCGCCAACAAAAAAAUGAAGAUCCAGAAGAUGAAUAUGUCCUUGAUCCAUGUCCACCAGCCCUCACUUUAGCUCAAAGAUUUGGGUUGGUGGAGCCCCCUGCCAUGCCACUAACCAGGGAAGAAUGGGAGCAGGUGAAGCAGCGAUCCAUAAAACAAGGAGAUUCUGUUCAACCUUGUGCCAUAUGCAGAGAAGAAUUUGCACUUCAGCCACAGGUUUUGCUUUCAUGUUCUCAUGUAUUCCACAGAGCAUGUCUGAAAGCUUUUGAAAGAUUUGCAGGUAAGAAGACCUGCCCAAUGUGUAGAAGAAUCCAAUAUCAGACUCGAGUAAUUCAUGAUGGAGCACAUCUGUUUAAAAUAAAGUGUGCAACAAGAAUUCAAGCUUUCUGGAGGGGAUACAUUGUUAGAAAAUGGUAUAAAAAAUUGAGAAAAACUGUGCCUCCAAAAGAUGCCAAGUUAAGAAAGAGAUUCUUUGAAGAAAAGUUUACAGAGAUCUGCCAACGACUGUUGAAUUCCUAUGAUACCCACAUAGAUGAACUCUUCUCUGAGAUUGAUUCUACUGUAGCUGCAAGUCAAGAUGUGUUUCAGCAACUAGACAAGACAUUUGGCACACUCCUAAGUGAAGAUGAGUGGGAAAGGAUACAGAUGCAGGCUUUUCGGCAAGAUAUAGUUGACUGCCCAAUUUGCAUUAUGCCACUCAGCCACCCUCUUCUUCAGGAUGAACUGUCCCAAGACAGCUGCCAAACAUACUUCCGUCAGAUUGUUCUGCUUUCCUGUUCUCAUAUUUUUCAUUGUACUUGUCUUCAAGCAUUUGAAGAGUUUUCCUUGGGGGAAAGACCUGCAUGCCCUUUAUGCCGCUCCUGUUAUCAAAAGAAAAUUCUCAACUAACAUUUUAAUACAAAAUAAAUGUGUAUAUAUAUAAAGCAUUAAAAGAUAUACUAAUUUUUCAUCCAAAGUUCCUGUUCAAGCCAAUCCCCUUUGUGUGCAUAUAUGUGCAAUUCUGGAAAGAGCUGUAAUUUUCUUAAGGCAAGAUGGAGUAUCAUGGAUUGUUGUGGAUCAUAACAUAACCAUUGAAAUGAGGAGAUACAAGUUUGGGGGGUUUGUUUGUGGGCACUGGCUCUUAGACAUAUCCGUGAAAGCUGUCCAAGUCUAUGCAAGAAAUAGAUGAUAAUGUCAUAGCAGUAAUAAGCCAGGAUCUCUAAAAUUCCUCUUCACACAGAGCUCCCAAUAUUGGAGUGCUGAUAUGUUCAAGAAAGCUCAAACCCCAAUUUCUUAAGUAAUCCAAAGAAAUUUUUGAUCAAUAAAGUAUCAAGUAAUCCAGACAUACUGUUUUCUGUCUAAGCAAUCAAGUACAGUAUGCCUGCGUCAAACGCAGGCGCGCUGUAUGAGGUUUUCGGCAUAUGGUGAAAGCUAUGCAGGAGCGCAAGGGGUGGUGCAUCCCAUUGUAACUAAUGGGGCGCACGCCGCCACAUGCAUGAGCCCCAGUUAAAUGGGCUUGAGUAUAUGCAGUAUUUGGUUUACGCAGGGGAGUCCAGAACGGAUCCCCCACAUAAAGCAAGGGCGGACUG
This is a messenger RNA of Sceloporus undulatus (fence lizard), 2064 nucleotides long. It is a transcript of the gene RNF32, whose product is annotated as ring finger protein 32. The coding region runs from base 284 to 1384 and encodes 366 amino acids. Gene Ontology annotation, molecular function: protein binding. Lineage: Eukaryota; Metazoa; Chordata; Lepidosauria; Squamata; Phrynosomatidae. The transcript is spliced from 10 exons. The record is from RefSeq and is a predicted model, not a curated record.